Aspergillus luchuensis is the source of this 1086-nucleotide messenger RNA. RefSeq lists its product as uncharacterized. The record is from RefSeq and is a predicted model, not a curated record. Lineage: Eukaryota; Fungi; Ascomycota; Eurotiomycetes; Eurotiales; Aspergillaceae. Bases 1 to 1086 code for a protein of 361 amino acids. The transcript has 4 exons.
AUGUUCGCUAUUACGGUCAGAACCCAGGGCACACAGAAUGAUAAUUCAGAUUGGGAUGAGGAUGCGUGUUCCGACCUGGUCAACCGUCUCGGUAAAGUAUUGCGGCGGAUCGAACAACUUGAUAGUAUGCAGAAAGCGGAAGUCCUGAUGCGGGCUCAACAAGGAGGAUUUGUCAGAUGGCACAUUUUGAGCGCCGAACAGAAAACCAUAUCCUCCACAUACGGGGCUCGUUGCGUGAACACCUUCCAAGUAGCUAAUGUUGAAAACGCCGGCUUUAAGGAUCUCUUUGAAAUGCGGGAGGCCAACCAGGACGAGCCUUCAGUGCUUCCGGGUAGGAAAGGGAAUAGUACCAUGGUCGCCACUCAGCUCACUCCAACCCCUCCGUUUGUCCCGUAUCUACCAAUGAGUGGACCCAAGCCAUCGUGCCCUGCAGAUAGCAUCCUACUGUACGUUGUCCCUAUUCCAUGGAUGGGCAAUAAAAAUAGCCACGGUCACUGCUCAGGCGGCCGAACGGGGCAACGCUUGAACGUGGAUAUGACACCUGCUGAACGUGCUCUUUCCACCCCGCCAAGUAGAACUCCUCUCACUUCCCAUCCAGCCCCUGGAAUUGCUGCGCCCGCAGAGACUGUUUCCACACCUGGGCUCUACGGGAGAGAUUCCUGCCAUUCGACACCUUCCACUAUGGGUGGUGGCCCUUCCCCUGGGGAGAGACUCGCAGAUUUUGGACGCGCUAUACGGGACCAACCCAGCGCAACGACAGGAGUAAUGAAACCCCACCCAACAAUCAUCCACUUACUGCAAUCCUGUGUAGAUUGUGGAAAGGAAGUACCCAAGGACAGUGUUCGGAAGAUCUUGAAAGCGGAAAGGUAUCUUUCCCCACCGACGGCUCCUGAACUACUUCGGCCCCUCUUGGGGGUGUGGGACAAUAACAUGUCGCUCGGCCUGCACGCACUUGGACUUCCCGUCGUCUGGCAAGGGCUACAAGGAAUAGUGAACUACCUUCGAGUUCUCGACGCGGACGAGAGGGAUCGAUUCCUUGAUCCCGUUGCAAAGCGUAUUGGACUGGUCUUACUCUACUUCAAUUAA